Cladocopium goreaui is the source of this 2673-nucleotide messenger RNA. The record is from the annotation of a GenBank genome assembly. Lineage: Eukaryota; Dinophyceae; Suessiales; Symbiodiniaceae.
AUGGGGUUGACACAAUCCAUUGGCAUCGACGCACACGUCACCAAGCAAGUCAAAUCUCCAGUCAUACGAAUCAACCUUGCCGAAGAAACUGGCCAGACUCUUUUAUGGCGAAUCUUGCAGAACGACAACAUUGCUGCAGUGCACAUGGGGCCUCCCUGCGGCACUUCAAGCCGAGCCAGAGAGAUCAAACACAAGCGGCGGUACAAUCCGCCACCGUUACAUUCUACAGCUCACCCAGAUGGACUCUGUACACUGACAGGUGCAUCUUUGGAGAAAGUGCGUGCAGCCAACCGACUGUACCUACUCUGCAGCCAGGUCAUGGAGUGGGCCACAGCCAAUGGUAUCAUAGCAUCCAUUGAGAACCCACUUCGCAGCCAUGCUUGGGCCACCUCCUACAUGCAGAAUUGGGCAACUGCAACCGAAGUGGAAUAUCCACAUCAGCUUUGCCAAGCUUGGGCACAAUGUCUUUACAGAUGUUUCCUUUCCCUUGGUGCCAUUGAGUCGCCUCAAGAACUCGUUCCCAACAGCGACAUCUCUUUGGUGCAGGCUAGCAAAGUGGCAACUGGCACACAACCUCGUGGCAAGAAGCUCAAACCCCUCAUGAGGGAGUAUGAUUAUUUCCUAACCAUACAAGGGCCCCAGUGCGUCCUAACCGAGCUUCCUACUAAGUGCAACAGUGAUACUCCAGUUCCCACUACUUGCACAACGUCGCCACACAGCUCCUACAUUCCUGCUCAAGCCAAACGCAUCAAACUUCCUUACCAAGUGGGGGAGAAAGCCGAAUUUGACAGAUGGGAGACAGUCUAUGGAAUUGCGUGGACACCACAAGCAUUCAUUGCAAGAGCGGCAGGCCGAUCACACCCAGGCCAUUUCCUCGACGGUGUACACCCAGUACUCAAGAGCAUGUUUGACAGUGGAGCCAACAAAUCACUUUCUUGCAGGGCGAAAGAACGAUCUGAACAGAUGAGGAAAUGGAUAACCAGAGCGUCUGAACUGGCUAGAGGCGUAGAAGAUGGCAAAGGUGACUCGCCCUGCCAUGCCAAGGCCAUCUUAGCCAAGAAAAACUUGAAACUGUUUGAGGAGAUGAUCAGCGCCUCUGGAUCUCCAGACAUUGGACUGGCCAAGGACGUUGCCCGAGGCUUCAACUUGAUGGGAGACAUACCAACCGGGUCAAUCUACCCAGACAGGCCCUCGUACGCCACCCUCUUGCCAGAACAAGUUAGGCGCAUGGCUGAUGUUGCCAGACCGGCAAUUUGGGAGGCGGCCAAAAAGAUCAUGGAUCCAGAAGUCGCCGUUGAAGUGCACCGCAUCACCCUCGAGGAAAGAGACAAGGGCUGGCUGCGGGGCCCGUUUGCACCCCAGGAUCUCCCCAAGGAGGCAAUCUUGACCAGGAGGUUUGGAGUGAAGCAGUCAUCCACCUUAUCAGACGGAAGUCGCACAAUGAAGGUGAGACCGACUGAUGAUUUUUCAGAGAGUUUGGUCAAUUCAACAAACUCUUGUGCUGAAUCGAUCCAACCAAUGGCUGUGGAUUCCAUCCUUGCAACAAUGGUAUACAGAGAUCGUUCCUGGGGCCACGAGAAGCUCACUGGAAAGACGAUUGAUUUGCGAAAGGCUUACAAAAAUCUUCCACUGGCUACAGAAGCCCUGGGAGACGCGUACUUGUGCGUCAUGAACCCCGAGACGGGCGAACCUGAAGCCUUCCAAACCCUAGUGCUUCCAUUCGGAGCAAGGGCGGCGGUCAUGGGUUUCUGCAGGACGUCAUAUGCCCUCUGGCGCAUUGGUGUCAGCCUUUUUGGGCUUCACUGGACUGUCUUCUUUGACGACUACUUCUUGGUGGCAUCAGAGCUUGAAGAGCGUCAUGUUGACAUGGCUCAACGUCUGUUGUUCCAGAUUUUGGGAUGGGAGACGUCGUCAGAAAAGGAGGCCGAGUUCAGGUCAAUAUCCAAGAUCUUGGGCGUACAGAUCGACUUGUCAGAUUCCAAAGCCGGCCAACUGACCUCAGCUGAGAUGAGAGUGCUCCGUGGUCGUUUAAUCUUUGCGGAGAGCCAAAUAUUUGGACGCCUGUCGGGGCUGCACAUGCAAAACCUCAGCCGGUGGGAACACGCUGUCGGCGCUGCGCCAAUCGAUGCUGGACUCAAAGUGAGCCUGAUGUUUCUUAGAGACAGAGUUGUGAGGGGAGAGCCUCGCACGGUGGAUUCUGGGAUUGGCAAAGUUUUCCAUCUCUAUACUGACGCCUGCUAUGAAAAUGGCCAAGGAGGCCUUGGUGGCGUUCUCUACAAUGAACUUGGAGAAAUGCUUUCAUACUUUUCUGCCCAUGUGACAGAAGCCCAAGCCGCUCGGUUGAAUCCCCUGGGAAAGGAUACCAUCAUUUUUGAACUUGAAGCCUUGGCAGCAUUGACUGGAACCACACUCCUACUGCACUCAGCAGCGAUCAGCCCCGCAGACAGGAUAGUGGUCUUCUUGGACAAUGAUGGUGUCCUGGGUAGAAUCAUCUCUGGAAGGAGUGGACUUGGCCUUGAUGGGCAGAUAAUUCAAGGCAUCUUGGAAUGGGAACAAUCCCUUCGAUCAGUUGUUUGGUAUGAAAGAGUUCCAUCAGCAGCCAACAUUGCAGACCUCCCGUCAAGGGAGAUUCUUGAUGGGUUCGAUGUGAACCUUCAGAUUGACAUCGAUGUC